AUGUCAGAGGGUAGUGACGGCCAGAACAGGUCUGAAGAGCAAGUAAAUCUCAGUGACGGCACUAGUCCCUCCGACAACAGCUAUGAUGAUGGAAGCAGAAGCACACCCGGUAACUUGCCUAAGGCUGCAACUAGGCAAAGGAAGAACAGAACUUCAGAAUCUGAGGAUGAGGAUUUUGUCAUUGAGGAGAAGGUCACCUCAAAGAAAAAGGUGCUCAAGAAGGAGUAUGCUACUGCUGCCACCAAGCCUGGAAUGCAGAAGAAGGCUCCUGCCAAGAGAAAUCCUAUGUUUAAAGCCAGAGCCUCCACUCAAGAAACUAUGGAGUUCACUCUUGAACCAAGAGAAGAAGAGGCUGCUGGAGGAAAGAAGAGGAAGGAGAGAGUCAAGAAGACUAUGGCUAGAGUUAUUGGCAAACCUUCCAUGAUGAGAGGUUCAGAUGAAGAUGAGGAGGAGGAAGAGCCAGCUGCACCUCCACCAAAGACUCAAAAGCUCAUGGGGGAUGCCAUAAGGACUGGGGCUGCUCCAUCUAAGCCCAAGUCAAUCCCCAAGCCUCCAACCCAAGCUCAAGCCUCCAAGUCUACUGCGCCCAAGAGAUCCACCAGAAACAUAUCUGCUACUGAGAAGAACAAGGCCCCAAUGCCUGAGGCUCAAGAAGAUGAAGAGCUGCAAAUGCUCAGAAAAUUAAAGCCCAAGAUUCCAGAUCACAGUGAUGAUCAUCCAGUGGCUCAAAACAUGAAGGAAAGGAAGGAUGUAGGUCUGAGACUAUGGAGGCAGACUGAUCCUUAUGCCACUCGGAGGAGGACUGCUGUAGAUUAUCGUUUCCACACCAAGGAACAACAGGGUUUUAUGACACAGUCUUGCUAG
Aegilops tauschii subsp. strangulata is the source of this 864-nucleotide messenger RNA. The record is from RefSeq and is a predicted model, not a curated record. Lineage: Eukaryota; Viridiplantae; Streptophyta; Magnoliopsida; Poales; Poaceae.